GCGCUUUCACUUUUUGCCACACACAAUUUCUUUUUUUGGCGCGACGAAGCUUCACCGGUUGAGCAACAGCCUGCUUGGAACCCGCCUUCGCUGGAAGUCGCCCAGCAUCUCCACUCCCCUCCCUUCGCCUGCAGCCGGUGUUGGUUUUCUCCGACUUCUUACUUUCACUUUCGGCUUCCGGGAAAGCGGCUGUUUCUCCGAAGCUCUGCGGCCCGGGUGGUUUCCAGAGCCGGCCGGGAGAGGCGCCAAGACCUGCCCACCUGCCCCCGCCGCCCGCGCCCUCCGUUCAGUCUGAGCCGGCUGCCGUGCGCGGAGGAGCUCUCUUAAAAUCCCCUUCUCGGGUCCCCCCGCGCGUAGAUCGCGGCUGUUGCUUUCUCCACCGGCUUCGCUGCCGUCGCUCUGCAAACGGGCGUUGGACUCUGCUAGAAGCACCUCCGCCGCCGGGAUUUCUUCCAGCACAAAAGCGCUGCUCCAGGCAAGCUCCUUUCUUAGAACCGGCGCGAUGAAGCUGGGCUUGUGGUCCUGGGUCAUCCUGGGGAUGCUGCUGGACUUCCUGGCCCUCCACCUGGCUUGGAAAUGGACCCCCUCACCUUGGGGGAACCAUCUGGCUUUCCUCUGGGCCGUCGCCGUGGGACGCUGCGUGUCGCUGGUCCUCGCAGGGGGUACCCUCGCCAGCUCCGGUGGGGACAAGCUUCCCUGGAGGCUGCUGUUGGAAGGGGCCUUGGUCCUCUCCUUCCAGAUGCCCAGCUAUGUCAGCUUGCAGUACCUCUAUCAUCCCAAAGGGGACGCCCAGCAUCUGGCCACCAACUGGGGCAGGAGUGACGUCCUUGCCCUCAACUACCUGGUGGUGGGGUCCGUGAUGCUGCUGUUCCAUCACCUCCUCCCUUGGGGGGGCACAGGAUCGGAAAAGGCGCCAUCGGCUUCCUUCGGGCGCCUCAUCUCCUGGCUGAGGCCGGAGGCGCUGCGGUUCGUGGCCAUCACGGUGCUUAUGGUGAUCUCAUGUAUGGGAGAGAUGGCAGUUCCAUAUUAUACCGGGCAGGUGACAGACUUGCUCAUAAGCAAGGAGGAAGCCUCGGCCUUCAAGAAUGCUCUGUGUAUGAUGGCUUGUUUCACUCUGGCCAGUGCUACAACAGAGUUUCUCUCUGACUUCCUGUACAAUACGGUUAUGAACAGAUUUCACACCCGCUUCCAGGGCUCUGUCUUCAAGUCCGUUCUGCGCCAGGAGAUUGGAUUCUUCAGCACUAAUCGAACAGGUGACAUCACUUCCCACGUCUCGUCCGGCAUCGAUGCCAUGAGCGAAGCCCUCUCACACGAUCUGAGCCUCGUGAUGUGGUACCUCCUCCGGGGUGUCUGCUACUACGCCAUGAUGCUGUGGAUUUCUGUGCCUUUGGCCUUCUUCGUCAUUGUGACCCUGCCCUUCAUCCUGCUAUUGCCGAAGCUCUCGGGGAAGUUCUACCAGAAUUUGGCCACAAAGGUCCAGGAAUCCUUGGCCAAGGCCAACGAAGUUGCAAUGGAGACCUUCCAGGCCAUCUCCACCGUCCGCAGCUUCGCCAACGAGGAUGGAGCUGCUCAGCGUUACGAAAAGAAGUUGCAAGAGACCUACAAACUCAACAAGGUGGAGGCCGUGGCCUACGGUGCCUCCAUAUGGAUUCCUGAGAUCUUACAACUGAUGCUCAAAGUGGGGAUCCUCUAUUAUGGGGGAUACCUUGUCACCCAAGGGAAGUUGACUGGUGGAGCUCUCGUUACCUUUGUCCUGCAGGAGAGUGAGCUUUCCACAGUGGUGCGGGCCCUCCUUUUUUCUUACCCCUCCGUGCAAAAAGCCAUAGGUUCAUCAGAAAAGGCUUUUGAGUAUAUGGACCGGACACCCCAAAUCAAGCCCUCAGGAACUUUGGCACCCACAAAUUUAAGAGGACACAUGAAGCUUGAAGAUGUUUCGUUCUCCUACGCCAACAAUGGCAACUCUCUAGUGCUGAAGGGAGUGUCUUUGGAGCUACGUCCUGGUACUGUGACUGCCUUGGUGGGCCCUUCCGGGUCUGGGAAGAGCACGGUGGUGGCCUUGCUCCAAAGGUUUUACGAGCCCAAGGAAGGGCAGGUGUUGCUAGACGACAAGAAGCUGAGCGAAUAUGAACAUCACUUCCUGCAUCAAAAGGUGGCGCUGGUGAGCCAAAACCCCACGCUCUUUGCCCGAUCCUUGGGUGCCAACAUUGCCUACGGCUUGGAAGAGCAAAGCCAAGAGAAGAUGACCCAGGCUUGUCGGCGAGUGGGAGUCCAUCGAUUCAUCUCCACAAUGAGCCACGGCUACGACACAAAUGCUGGGGAAGCAGGAAAGCAAAUUUCUGGGGGGCAGAAGCAAGGGAUUGCUCUCGCCCGGGCUUUGAUCCGAAACCCCAAAGUGUUGAUUUUAGAUGAUGCCACCAGCGCCCUGGACACAGAGAGCCAGAAGCAGCUGGAGAAAGAAAUCUACGAAGGAGAAGCUCGCCGCACCCGCUCCGUUCUCCUGAUCUCACACAGGCUUCGCAGCGUGGAGCGGGCUGAUGUCAUCCUGGUCAUGGAAGACGGGGAGAUCCGGGAGAAAGGGACCUACGAGGAGCUGAUGGAGAAGAAGGGGCUCUACUGGCAGCUGCUGCAGAAGCAACCGAAUGGGGCAGAGGGGGGCAGGAGCAGCAGCCCCAAUGGGAACAAUAGGAAUUGAUAACGGGAUGCGAAACAGGCAGGCAGUCCAGUCUGGAUCCCAAAGCAGCACUUAUCGCUCCCCCGCGAGCGUUGUACAGUGGAGAGACAUCUCAGCAACCCAACACUCUUGUAGAUUGCCGGUUUAUCAUUCUGAAAAUUCUAAACUGCUGUUCAGAAAUCAUGGUUUAAGCGAUGUGCCAUCUGUGCCAGCAGGAAGCCUGUUUUUUGGGGGGGGGUGGAGGGAGGCGUUCACAGUUUAAGUAGAGGGCAGCAUCUAGCUGGCCUUGUGGAAACCAAAAGAAGUUGGAGGGCUUCGAUGAUCUCACAGGGCUGCUCUUUAAAAUACUGUACUGUAAAAUACUGAUGUGUGUGUGUGUGUGUGUGUGUGUGUGUGACUGUUUCUAAGGCUGAGCCACUUCACAGGGUUGUUGGGAAAAUAGGAGGAGGAAUAUCGUGUCUGUUCACUGCCUUGAGUUAUUUAUAAACAGGAUAUAGCACUAUAGCAAUAGCACUUAUAUACUGUUUCAUAGCGCUGUACAGCCCUCUGCAAGUGAUUUACAGAGUCAUCCUAUUGCCCCCAACAAUCUGGAUCCUCAUUAUACCCACCUCGGAAGGAUGGAAGGCUGAGUCAACCUUGAGCCUAGUGAGAUUCGAUCUGCCAAACUGCUGGUGAUCAGCAGUAGCAGCCUGCAGUACUGCACUCUAACCACUGCGCCACCGUAGUCCUUGUACAUUUAGAAUAGAAUAGAAUAGAAUAGAAUAGAAUUUUUUAUUGGCCAAGUGUGAUUGGACACACAAGGAAUUUGUCUUAGUGCAUAUGCUCUCAGUGUACAUAAAAGAAAAGAUACGUUCAUCAAGAAUCAUAAGGUACAACAUUUAAUGAUAGGCAUAGGAUACAAAUGAUACAAGCAACAAAAUUACAGUCAUACAGGUGGUGGGAAUGAUGAGAAGAUUAAUAUUAGUGCAGACUUAGUAAAUAGUUUGACAGUGUUGAGGGAAUUAUUUGUUUAGCAGAGUGAUGGAGUUCGGGAAAAAACUCUUUGUGUCUAGUUGUUCUGGUGUGCAGUGCUCUAUAGCGUCGUUUUGAGGGUUUAUGUCCAGGAUGUGAGGGGUCUGUAAAUAUAACUAACUAACAAUGAAUGAAUGAAUGAAUGAAUGAAACCAGCACUAGAAUUGAUUGUGCUCAGUUGUCCAAAAGGUGUUUUUUUCAAAAGAAAAUUGGACUUUCUUCGUUUUUUCUUGAAGACAUUUCACUCCUCAUCCAAGAAGCUUCUUCUGACAAGAUCACCUUUGGGGCAAGCAUGACCUGGAUGACUGAGAAUCUUCAUAGACGUGGUGCUCUGUUCCUUUUUAAAAGUCCCCCCCCCUUCAACGUUGUGUCAGCAUCGCCAUUCCUGAUAUUGAAAUGAGAUGUUUGCAAACGUUUCGCCUGAACGUGUGAAGUUUCUAUGGUCUCUUGAGAGUACUGCCAUUUCGUUGCAUUCUUUUUUUAAAUUCGAUUUGGGAGAGUUGAAGAUGUUCUGUUUUUGGAGUGAUGAGAGGCCUGGGGAAGCCCAUGUGUGUUUAUGUGCUUAGCUUUCUUUUAGAGACCCUUAGUGCACGGCUCUCCAACCUUGACAUCUUUAAGACUUGUGGACUUCAACUCCCAGAACUCCCCAGCCGGCAUGCGCCAGCUGGAGAAUUCUGAGAGUUGAAGUCCACAAGUCUUAAAGUUGCUAAGGUUGAGGACUCCUGCCUUAGUGAGUAGACCUUGAUGCUAUGAUCUUCAGAGAUAAAUGCUUCCUUGGGACCAGCUUGGACAUUUGAUGUCUUCUGGGAGGAUGCCAACCAAGCUCUUCCUCUUGUGGCUUUGUCUCUACUUCAGCUGUGCCUUGGCAACUUCCUGAACGGAAAGAUUUGGCAACUCAAAUGUUAGAGCACAUUUCUGGUCAAGCAUUCUGCAGAGAGGAUCGAAACAGUCAAAAUGGCAUUUACACAUUUGAAGCCUGCUACUUUUUGUUGUUAUUGUUGUUGUUGUUGUGGGCGCCACUAAAGCUGGGCACAACUCUUCCGCUGCCACCUUGAGCUCUAGCAGAAAAUGUCGAUGCUGAAGUUAUUUUUUUUUUAUUGAAAAAGUUUUACAAAUACAUUUUCACCCCAAUUUCCCCUCCCCAACCCCCCCUAACCCUCCCCUCCCCCCAGGACUUCCACAAAAUAUAAUCCAAAUCAAAAUCACAUUUUAUAAAACUUGAGCUCCUUGAGCUCUAGCAGAAAAUGUCGAUGCUGAAGUUAUUAUUAGGUUAUUAAUGUAGGUUACUAAGGUUAUUAAUUAGGUUAUUAACUACCAACUACUAACUUUUAGAAUUAGUGCACAUCUUUUCUUUGCCUCAGGUUGUAAAAUGGUUUGGAUUCGAUUAUUCCAUUAUCUUUGCUUUCCUCCUCUCCUAGCUGAGCAGAUCACGUAUUAAUAUUUUGGGACCUUCUAAUCUGUGGCACACAGCGGAGUUGUAACCCAAUUUGGGGGAAGGGUCUUUCAUUGGUCCAAAUUUUGAAAGCCACUUGGGCAGAGCGAUGAAGGGGCACAUCUGGGCUUAGAAUUAAAUAAACGAACAGGUUCACAAUUGUUUUCUGUAAGAUCCUUAUUUUAGAAAGCCUAUGUUUAAAAAAAAGCACUUGUAUUUGUACGUUUUAAAAUAAAUACCUGUCUAAAAUUU
This is a messenger RNA of Pantherophis guttatus, 5366 nucleotides long. RefSeq names its product transporter 1, ATP binding cassette subfamily B member (gene TAP1). Gene Ontology annotation, cellular component: membrane. Gene Ontology annotation, biological process: transmembrane transport. The record is from RefSeq and is a predicted model, not a curated record. Lineage: Eukaryota; Metazoa; Chordata; Lepidosauria; Squamata; Colubridae. Gene Ontology annotation, molecular function: ATP hydrolysis activity; ATP binding; ABC-type oligopeptide transporter activity.